AUGGUACUCGCACAGAAGGACCUCGCCCUCCUGCUUGCCCACGCCAAAACCAAGCGACAACGGCGCUUCGUUUCCGCAGUCAUUGCAGCGCAAGUUGUGGAACGACCACUCAUCCCGGACGUGCGUUUUGACCUCAACGCCAUGUCCGAUGCCAAUGCCCUCCUCGAGUUUCGCUUUGACGUCGCUGGGGUUCAACAGUUGGGUUUCCUCUUGGGCUUGCCGGCCGUGGUGAUCACGACUGCACGGAAUCGAGUGCUGCGCGACGAGGCCAUCUGCAUCCUGCUUUCACGCAUGGCGUUCCCGACUCGUCUGUUCGACAUGGCCAGGACUUUCGGCCGCUCCCGCCCAGUGCUCUGCGAUGUGUUUUUGCAUGUGCUAAACGAAAUAUACGACCGUUGGAACCACCUGUUGUACUUCAACUACAAGCUCCUUCAACGCAACUGUACGCUGGCCAACCAGGAUUGA
Messenger RNA from Aphanomyces astaci, 465 nucleotides. RefSeq lists its product as hypothetical. The coding region runs from base 1 to 465 and encodes 154 amino acids. Lineage: Eukaryota; Oomycota; Saprolegniomycetes; Saprolegniales; Verrucalvaceae. The transcript has 2 exons. The record is from RefSeq and is a predicted model, not a curated record.